GCAUCUCAAGUUGCGGCAAUUUGACAGAUCGUUUCUAAAGCCAUUUUUUUCUCUUCAAAAGUGUAGGUUUUUAGCAUAUUACGGAUCAUUUCGGGUUUAUUUUCAUUCGUGGUCAAUAUUUUAACACUCCAAACGGAAAAGCAAAUUGGACCGGCGCUUUUUAAGCUAACAAUCUACGUCUGUGUGUUACAUAAACUGCGUUAGCGUGUGCAAUUGUGCCUGUGAAUUUGAUACUGAUGCCUAUAUUACGGUUUGAAUGGUGAUUUAGCUAUAAUGGAUGUGGAUACGCCUAACUUAUUGAAGAGGUGCAGUAGUGCACCGUUGAUCAAUGAGGCGGCGUCGACUUCUGCGACGUCACCGACGACGAGCACGACUCCUAGGAACAACACGGUUUUCUUCAGCAUGUUCUCAAACAACAGCCUGCAGCGGACGCGGCGGUUCAGCACAAGCUCCAGCUACAGCCCCGUAGCCUCCCCAGUUAAUGCAGUUCAGACCUCCUGGGGCCCGCGCCUCACGCCGCGAGUGAACCAGCUCCGCGCGGAGGAGUGUGCCGACGUGAGCAACACGCGCGAGGUGGCCCACGAGCGGGAGACCCACAACGCCAUGCAGAUGGGCCAGUCUUGCGAGGACCUCACGCUGGUGGCUUCCGGGCUUGCGAAUUCGCCUACUAGAGUUACCAGAUUCUCCCCAGUAGUAUCACCGUCACCGACGCGAAAAUACACGACGCGACGCAGUCUGUCCCCCAUCGCAAUACGAGCUUCGAGCUUCAGUCCAGUACAACGACCAAACCUGCUACUUACUGGCAAGCGGCGGUGCGACGAAGCUGACUCUCCCCUCUCUAAGAGGAUGUGCACGGACCGGCUCACCCCGUCCACCCCCGGCACACCAGACUCCGACUCCUUAGAGUGCACCUUCAGGCCGGUCUCCCCCCGGGCGCAGCCAAUGAACGAGUCGCACGACCCCCACGAUUCGAACCACAAGAAUAUCAAUCCUAGCUAAUAGACUGUUGGUGAGCUCUGACGUGGGUUUGCUUCGCUUCUCGUGUUUGGACGGCGCGGUUAAUGUAUAAAUUAUAUGGCAUACACCCGUGGAAUGCAUAGGUCAAGUUUAAGCCGGCAUUUGUGCAAAUAUAUCAGGUUAAUCUGACAAAUAUGCGAUAGGCAAAGUGUCGCGAUAAGAAUGUUUUUUGUUGUUGUUUGAUUUGUGAUUCAAUGUGUAUUGCAGCCGAUUCUGAAGGCAUUGCAUUUAAAUUAAAACGGUUAGAACGUAAAAUUAUUUUAUGAUUAUCGUUGUGUAAAUCUCAUUUCCCAGUGGGUGUUAAAAAAAUGUUUAAAUACCAUGUUAUGCCUUCAGAUUCGCUAUAGUACACCUUAUAUGCAUUUGGUCAAUACAAAAUUGUCUUAUUAUUUCAGUCUGUAGUAGUUGAUUUGUUAUGCAGUGAAGUGUGAAGGGAGGCGAAGCAAACUUGGUAAUUUAUUUAUUUUAUAGGGUCGCACUCGAAUACGUUUUGUGUUUGUUCCAAUACUAGACUCGGCAAAUGUAUAGUGCUGUACAAGUUCCUACAUAAGGACUUUAUUAUAAAGUAUAGAAAUAAACAUAAAACUAGUGCCCUAAAUAGCCAAAGCAUUCAAAACUUUAUUGUAAAUAUAUUAGAUGCGUUUCUCGUUUGUUAGAAACGCAGUGUAAUUUGUACAUAAUAUUUUAAGGUUUAGUGUACCGCAAUCCACCAUGGAAAGUAGGCUCACAUAUUUGUUUUUCAUUAGUAGCUGUGGCUGGCCAUUGCUAAUGAAAAAUACAACAUUCCCGGAAAGGAAUAGGUGUGAGUUUUCUUUAUUCUGGUAAAGUCACAUAUUAUCACCAUGUUAAGACAUAGAAGGCCAAAAUAAGUAACCUCUUGUUAUAGUUUCUAAGAUGUGAUUAGCUUAUUAAUCUGUUAAUUUGUAAUUUUGAGUCACUGCUAUAGAAAUAGCAUCAGACAAACUUGUUUGUGCUCGACAGCACGACACAAUUAUGUUGUCAACAUAACCAUUUAGGAAUAACUGAUUACAUUAGGAAUUCAAUAGAGAAACCAAUUUGUCGAUGUGGAGUUAUCUCAGGCUCGAUUCUACUAAUUUGUUCCAUGGAUUUAACAUUUCGGAAUGACAAGCAGUACAUGAGUAUAAAAUACAACGAGCUGAUUUCCAGUUGAAAUAAACCAGCUUGUAUCGUUAUAUUUUUUCACCACUGCCUGAAAGUAGCUUGAUUAGUAGAAUUGUGGCUCAGAUAAAAUGCAUUUACUGUGAUAGAUGAUAGUAUAGUGCCAGUGGUUCAAUCACUGUAAAAUCUCUUCAAUAUCAUAAUGGCUACUGACCACUACAUUUUGUUCAAAAUCUGUACGAAGCAAUUAUAUUUAAUUUCAAAAUCGUUACCAGUCAUAUUUUAAAAUAACUCUGUUUAAUUCGCAUUAAAGAGUUAAAAGCAUUGUAUCACCUUUUUACCUUUGAUUGUAUCAUUAACUCAGUUUGAAGGAAUUCUGUAUUGGAUUUAAAUUAUUGAUUUUUUACUACAUCAGAAAUUGUAUUCAGACAAUGACACUUAUCUGCCAAAUUCCGUAUUCGCCAUGAAAUAAAUAAAUAUUUUUAAAGUUUUAGAUUA
Molecule: messenger RNA, 2634 nt
Organism: Plutella xylostella (diamondback moth)
Lineage: Eukaryota; Metazoa; Arthropoda; Insecta; Lepidoptera; Plutellidae
Molecular function (GO): protein serine/threonine phosphatase inhibitor activity
Source: RefSeq, a predicted model, not a curated record